AUUUUGUGAACUAUUAUUUUGUCCUCACUCCUUCAACUCCAUUGAAGCAGCUCGGUUAUUAGCUCAAGCUCCGUUUUUUCACUCUCAAUUUAUUUAUGAACCCACUUUUCUUCUUCUUGUUCCCCUUAUUUAGGGUUUUCGAUUUUCGGAGCUCGGAUUUUCAAGUUUUGCCGCCAUGGGAAGAAGGUAUUUCUUCCUUUGCUCUUCCCUACAAGCGCACACCACCUACUUGGCUCAAGAUCUCCUCUCAAGAUGUUAGUUUUUUUUUUUGUCUUUUCAUGUUUUUGCAUUGUGGGUGUUUAUGAAAAUGCCUGUAAAUGUGUUUAAUUUUAUUAAUUAUAUUAUAUUGAAUACUAGUACAAGAUCUGAGUGUUUGUAGCUUUUGAAUAAUUCGUAUUGUGGGAUUUUGAUCGUUUAGUUUAUUACAAUGAUUUCAUCUUGAUAUAGAGAUUUUAUAAAUUCGGCGAAUGUAUGACUUGUAUUGUAUGAAUGCACCUCACAAGCCAUCAUUGUGGACUGAGAACUGGACUGCUCAGUUCAGAGUUUUCGGAGAUGUACCUUCUCAUAGGUCAGCUGAGGAUACUGCUUUUGCUGUGGCGCGCUGGUUCUCCGAAAAUGGAAGCCAUUCUAACUAUUACAUGUAUCAUGGCGGCACAAACUAUGGAAGGACUGCUGCCGACUUUACCACCACUCGCUACUAUGAUGAAGCUCCACUUAAUGAAUUUGGCUUAAUAAGGGAGCCCAAAUGGGGAUACUUGAGGGAUCUACACCGUGCUUUAAUGUUGAGCAAGAAGUCUGUUCUCAAUGGGAGAUAUGGUAUUGAGAUAUUCAGCCCAAAUUUGGAGGCACGUUACUACGAGAAGAACAACCUUUGUGCUGCUUUCCUGUGGAAUAACCGCACUCAUACAUUAAACUGUUAAAUUCAGAGGCAAAGAGCACACCCUUCCACCAAAGUCCGUCAGCAUCUUGCCUAAUUGCAAGACUGUUGUGCUCAAUACAGACUCUAUGAUCGCGCAACAUAGUUCAAGGGAGUUUGUUAGAUCCGAGAAAGCUAACAAGGAUUUGAAAUAGGAGAAGACAAAUGAAAUCAUCUCACCUAAAUCUGAUGUCUACUCAAGGGCUCCAAUGGAACAGUUUCAUUACUUUGAUUUCUUAACUUCUGCCCCCAUAUGAUUUUUAGCUGCAAAAAUUUGUUCAGAGCCAUUAGUGAAGAAUGGAAAAGAUGGAGAAGAGUGAGUCUUCUUCCAGCGAUGUUCCACUUUCAAAACCAUGGCAAUCCUAUCACACUGUUUAUACUAACGCCAAAGCUAGUCAUUUUUCUUUCCAUUUUUUUUUAAAAAAAUCUGUAUUUUCUGCAUUUUUAUUAUACUUUACUUAUGCUUCUGCUAAUUUCUUUUUCUCUUUUUUAA
Messenger RNA from Chenopodium quinoa (quinoa), 1409 nucleotides. Its product is annotated as beta-galactosidase 14-like. Gene Ontology annotation, biological process: carbohydrate metabolic process. Gene Ontology annotation, cellular component: vacuole; cell wall. The record is from RefSeq and is a predicted model, not a curated record. NCBI's taxonomy places the organism in Eukaryota, Viridiplantae, Streptophyta, Magnoliopsida, Caryophyllales, Amaranthaceae. Gene Ontology annotation, molecular function: beta-galactosidase activity. The transcript is spliced from 7 exons. The coding region runs from base 468 to 920 and encodes 150 amino acids.